Monascus purpureus is the source of this 252-nucleotide messenger RNA. The record is from the annotation of a GenBank genome assembly. NCBI's taxonomy places the organism in Eukaryota, Fungi, Ascomycota, Eurotiomycetes, Eurotiales, Aspergillaceae.
AUGGAAGCACAGGGAGAAGCCUCAUCUAACAGACAUGCAGGAUUCGUCACAGGAAUGACCCGUUCCCUUGAUCCAAGCGAGUUCGACCAAAAGGCCAUGGAACUCAUCAGUGCAGGCGCUCCACGUCCCGAGAUGAAACCAGUAGCGCCGCCCUCAGAUGCGGCGAAUUUAAUUGCAUUCUUGUCUUCUGAUAUGGCUAGUCAGAUUAAUGGGGCUGUUAUCCCCAUUGACAAUGCGUUCUCCACGAUCUAG